AUGGUCUACCUCAACAAUGGGAAGAUCUGGGUCAUCCUCAUCUUCCCUUUGAGGAUCUGGGCAGCCAUGCGGUUUGAGAUCGUGAAGCUCCGCCUUGAAACCCCUGUCUUUUACAGCGGGCCACCCCGUCUGUCUUUCUUUUCGCACAUCAUGGCGGACCGGUUCAAUAAGGUUCUGCUGCUUGAUGGCAGAGGACAUCUGCUUGGUCGUCUUGCUGCCAUUGUGGCAAAGCAAGUUCUGCUAGGUCACAAGGUGGUUGUCGUGAGAUGUGAGGGUAUUAACAUCUCUGGAAACUUCUACCGUAACAAAUUGAAGUACCUUGCUUUCCUUCGUAAGAGGAUGAACACCAACCCCUCUCGUGGACCAUACCACUUCAGGGCUCCCAGCAGAAUUUUCUGGAGGACUGUAAGGGGUAUGCUCCCUCACAAAACCAAGAGAGGCCAGGCUGCACUGGAAAGACUGAAGGUGUUCGAUGGGAUCCCCCCUCCUUAUGACAAGAGGAAGCGCAUGGUUGUACCUGCUGCCCUGAAGAUUGUGCGCCUGAAGCCCACUCGCAAGUUUGCCCUUCUUGGACGGCUUGCCCAUGAGGUUGGCUGGAAGUACCAGGCUAUCACAGCCACUUUAGAGGAGAAGAGGAAAGGGAAGGCUAACAUCCGGUAUGGCAAGCAAAAGACGGAGAUCAAGCUGUCUAAACUGGCAGAGAAGAACGUGGAGAGCAAGAUCUCAAAGUACACUGCUGUCCUGAAACAAUACGGUGUACUUGUCUGAGCUGGUUUUCUGUGGCCAAUAAAGUGAAUAAAUGUUUAUAGAAGGUU
Esox lucius (northern pike) is the source of this 815-nucleotide messenger RNA. It is a transcript of the gene rpl13a, whose product is annotated as ribosomal protein L13a. Gene Ontology annotation, molecular function: mRNA binding; structural constituent of ribosome. Bases 1 to 768 code for a protein of 255 amino acids. The transcript is spliced from 8 exons. The record is from RefSeq and is a predicted model, not a curated record. Lineage: Eukaryota; Metazoa; Chordata; Actinopteri; Esociformes; Esocidae. Gene Ontology annotation, cellular component: ribosome; cytosolic large ribosomal subunit. Gene Ontology annotation, biological process: translation; negative regulation of translation.